Messenger RNA from Closterium sp. Naga37s-1, 1224 nucleotides. Lineage: Eukaryota; Viridiplantae; Streptophyta; Zygnematophyceae; Desmidiales; Closteriaceae. The record is from the annotation of a GenBank genome assembly.
AUGGGGAGCGCAAGAGGUUUCGACGUCGUUAAGGGUUACGUGGACACGGAUUACGGCCAGAUACACUUCCGCAGAUGCGGACAAGGCAUGCCGUCCGUGCUGCUCCUGCAUGCCGCCCCGCAAUCCUCCUCCAUGUUCUCAUCCGCGCUCAAGCGCUUUGCCGCCCGGGGGCUGCACGCCGUGGCCGUCGAUCUGCCCAACUGCGGCGAAUCCAGCCGUUCGUCCGUGGAGCUGACGAUCGCUGACGUGGCGGAGAUCGUGCUGCAGGCGAUCCAAGGGCUGAGAUUCACCCACACCAUCGACUUGAUCGGGCACCAAACGGGAGCGACUGUGGCGCUGCAAAUUGCCUCAGAUUUACCACAGGUGGUGCGGCGAGUGGUGCUGUGGGGCGUGCCCAUGCUGGGCUUCAUGGAGCAAGGGGACGUGCUGAGGGAGGAGCCUCCUGAUUACGAUGGGGACCUUGAAGGCACUGUGGCGACGUUUUUGGAGAAGAGAUACCCCUACCCCGUGCCCUGGCAACUCAAGGUACGCACACUGAUAGACAUGUUACAGACGUAUGAACGCCGCCCCUGGCUGACACGAGCCAUGGCAGUCGUCGACCACGCCGCCCUCCUGGGCACCCUCCCCAUGCCCGUGCUCUGCCUGGCCGGCGACGGCGAGCCGUAUCAGAAAGCAACAAUGAAGGCCGCCCUGCUGUGCAAGAACGGCAAGUACGUGAACCUCGGCUCGGCCGGCAGUGACGUCGUAGAUGAAAUCCCCGAUGAUUACGUCGCAGAGGUGCUUGGUUUCCUCUUGGAGCUGGAUGUAGAUGGGGGUGUGGGACCGGGGGGAGCGGGGGGAGGGUCGGGGAGAGUGGGGGGCGGAGUGGGGAGGGUUGGGGCGCUGGGGGGAGCGACGCAAGGGGAGAGGGCGAGUUGGUCGAUUCAGAGUGAGGUGGUGGCGCAGGAUGGGGGGAGGAAGAUGUCUGCUGCUGCUGGCGUGGGGGGGGGCGGGGGAGGAGGAGUGGGGGGGAAUCAAGCGCUAAGGCAAGGGUCGUUGCCGAGUAAUCUAGGGGGAGGAGCGGGAGGAGGGGUGGGAGGAGGGGGAGGGGGAGGAGGAGCAGGUGUGGAUGGCGGCCAGUCGCCGAGGGGGGAGGGGGAUGAGAGACAGUCUUCAAGUGAGAAGAAGCGAGGGCUGCUCAAGGGGAUGUUCCGAUGGAAGAGUGGGCUGCAGCAGCAGGGGUGA